AUGAAGGCGUGGAACCGACGGAGUAGCUGCAAAAUCAGUCAGCGCCGGCAAAGAAAUGCGCAUUUGCGAACCUACAGUGUGGCUGGCAGGCAGCAAGUCUCUGUUGUGGAGCAAAGCAAAUAUGGGCUGGAACAGAAAAUCGAGUCGGCAAAGACUGAGCGUGAUGCUCAGCGGCUUGCAUGUCGACGUGUUCAGCAACAGCAGAGGGCCUGCCAUUCUGAGAUGGGAAGUUUGGAGACAGAGCGGCAGCAGAGCUGCCGAAAUUUGCGUCAAAUCCUGGAGUCCAAGAGCAAUCCCAAGCUUUCGCUGCUGCUGUCCCAGGCCUGUAUUCAUGUGAUCGACGAUUUCUAUGAGCGAGUUUCUCUCCUGCGACAGGUCAGCGAGGCGGAGCAGAAGAAAAAAACUGUCGAGCAGAAGCUUGGAAGGGAACAGGCCGCCCAGGCUGCUCUUCAAGGCCGCAGAGCCGCGCUGCAACGGGAGAUCAAGAGACUAGAGCAACAAGAUGCGAAUGCACUUGAGGCAAGUAAGCAGCUGAAUGCAGAAGUCAUCAAGCUCGAGGAGGCCAAGAAGGCAUUGCACAGAAGACUUCAAGCCGCUUCUACUGAGAUGGCAGCAAAGCGACACAACCUCCUGAGCGAGAGUCAGCAGCUGAGUCCGCUGAGUGCGGGCUCGGAGCGUGUGUUUUCCUUCACUCCCUCAUCAAGGACAGCCAGGAGUGAAACCUCCAUGGCAUGGGGCCCAUGGGGCCCAUGUGGCCUGGCCUUUCUGGGCUUCGGAUGCUGGGCCCGGAGGAAGGCCCGGGCCCGGAGAAUCCCAAGAGUUCUUCGACAAGCUGACAAAGUCAUCAGAGGUGGAUCCUACACAUUAGCUGACUUGGCACGAAAGGUCAAGGCAACACCCGUGAAGCCAGACGGGACAGAGCUUUCUGCCGGGGAGGUACGACACAUGGAAGUGCGACAGAAGCAGAUCGCUGCUUUGAAUAAUUUCAUGCUGCAGAAGCAUCGGAAGAGUAGGAAAAAAGGCAUAGCCCCACAGAUUCUUUACACAGACGAGCCAGACAAUCCCUGGAGGGAUCGGUACCUCCUGUGCGAAGACUGUGAAAAGCGUGUGAACCUCGGCAAAGAGCCGCGAUCAAACUGCAAUAACUCAACCUUGCUAGAGCUGGACAUGACCGCGCCUUUUUCACGUGACAAUGUGAUGGUUACUAGCUGCGAUCUUGUGCAAAUGAUCCGUGACGAUGUUUGGGUCUACAAAGACAAGUAUGGUAAGCUUACAAGGUCGGACAAGAAGAAUGCAACGGGCACCUUUCCGGUGCAGGUAUGCUGCGUGUGCCGGAAGACGACUUUGGAAGAAGGGAGGCGCUUCAGGAUGUGCAAUGUCUGCAGAGGAGUCUCGUAUUGCUGCGAAAGAUGCCGGGCAGCGCACAAUCUCAAGCACCAGGCCACAUGUGUUCGACCAUAUUUGCCGUACCGUGGUGAGUGGGGCAUACGCAAGGAGCUCAGAAACAUGCGCUCAGAGAUCUAUCCACUGAUCAAUACCUGGGCCCUCAAGGAACCAAACCAGCACCGGAUAGCCUGGCUACCACCUCCAGAGCACCAGCAGAAGUCUCUGGAUGAAAGGCGGCCGAAGAAGAAGGUGAGCCUUCCGACCGGAUCCAGAAAUCGAAAACUACUUGCGGCAGAGGGCAUUGCGAGAAGUUGUGUUCAGGACGGCAAGAUCGUGUUACGAGGAAGGUCACCUUUGGCAUACCGGCGGCAGCGCACCUUUGCGAAGCAAGAGGUGCCCGGUCAGGAAUUCUUGGACAUGAUCGGGAUGACAGGGGAGGAGUAUGUGCAGAAAGACUUGGAGCUGCAGAAAGAGGUGCAAGAGGAGGACGAUGCAUCCUUGUCGAUUGUCGAUGAGGUGGUCGAGGAACCUGCUGAAAACUUGACGCUCAAGAAUGGGACGUUCGGUGGCAAGAAGGUGAGACCGAGAACAACCCUUCGAGGAGAUCACAUCCCAAUCCCGGUCAGAGAAGUCCCCAAGGUGGUGUUGGAUGAGGGUGCCAUCGCCCGCAUGGAAGCGGCUGUGGAGAGUGGAGAGAUUGUCAACAUUGACGAGAAGCAGUUUGCCCCAAGUAAGCCUGUUUGGGAGAUGCCGCGACAGGGUCAAGCAAGAAAGUUCUGGAUUCCAGUGCCAGAAGACAAAAAGAAGGAGGGCGUGGUAUAUCCAGAGUCUCCAGUUCGCGAGCUUGCCAAGAAGCAUGGGUUGAGGCUCUCAGAAGAUGCCCUCAAGCGCUUGGAGGCCGCCGCAGAGGGAGCCGAGCAUAAUCGACACCGUAUUAGCUGGCAGAAGCCACUGAUAGUUGAUGAUGCACAAGAGGAUGAUGCACUCCUGACGGGCAGCAUGGAAGCUUCUCGUAGCCCUGUCUGUGAAGCAGGUGCUGCGGAUGCUGUGGCCGGCGACACGGAGGGUCGGUGCUCCGUCUCGGGUGCUGGUAGGAUGGUCGACAGCCUGGAGGGAAGGACGGAGUCCUUGAAAGAAUCCGAAGAGAGAGGGGGCGGAGGUGCAGGAGGUCACGGAGUCGGCUCCCGCGGCUCUCGCGGCUCCGGUGGCUCGGGCUCCGGCUUCCUAAGCGAGUGCGCAGCCGAAGCGGAAGCGGAAGAUGCGGAGCUUGGGAACUCGGAUGCUUUGGCCGAGCUCGGCCUCGACCUCAGCCUCGAGGCUGCGGACCCGGAGGACCUGCUGGGAGCUGGAGAGGUGCAGAGACGAGCACGCACCGAGCGCCCAAUACAAGCGCAUCAAG
Molecule: messenger RNA, 2785 nt
Organism: Symbiodinium necroappetens
Lineage: Eukaryota; Dinophyceae; Suessiales; Symbiodiniaceae
Source: the annotation of a GenBank genome assembly